AACAAGAACCAUAACAAAGUCGACCACCACAACGACGACCCGCAUUCCACGACACGAGAUCCCUCCACCACUCAGAAGAGCCUCAACAACAUCCCCCGCGCAAACCUUACAUGUAAUUAAAAGAGCGCACCCGACCCACAACCCCCACCACAGCGCACCCGCGCAACAGCAACCCCCCCAACCAAACUACACACAAUGGACGCCUCCCACCGCAAAAUCGAGCUCCAAUCUCCCUCAGACCUCACCUUCCUCACAUCCCAAAUCCGCACCGCCGCGCGCCAAAAACUCGAUCUGCACCUCCCGCCCGUGCCCUCGUCUGACACAAACGGCGAUGCGCCAGACGAACUGCGGCGCUCGGUUGAAGAUCUCGUUGAGAUAUUUGUUGCGAAAGUGCUGCAGGGGAUAAGGCAUAAUGUUAGUAUCAACGGGAUCGAUGUUGUGGAGAGUGGGAAUGAGGGGGAUAUGAUGGAUGGGGUUGUGAAUGGGAAUGGAGGAGGAGGAGCGGAAGGAGAGUCCAUGGUAGAGACUGUGGAAUACGAACCCUUCGACGAUAAACUGCGGAGUCAACUAUCAUCCACAGUAGCGAAACGCGACGCGCUCAUCGCGAAGAUAAGCCAGCAACGGCGUACGACACCUAAAGUUGCGGCGGAGACAUGGAUGAAGGGGUUUGAAGAGGAGGAUAGGGUGUGGGCGGAAAUUCAGGAGUCGUUGCAGAAAGAUGCUGCUGCGAAUGGAGAUGGGGAAGUAGCGGACGUGGAGGCGCUGCAGAGGCAAGAUGAGGUGGAGAGGAAUUGGGAGAGGGCGGUCACCGGGUUGCAGAGGUUGAACAAGGGGUUACCGGAGACGAGGGCGAGGUUGGAGAGGGCGGGGGAUGUGGUGGGGUAUUUGGGGGGUGCGAAGAAGUGA
Molecule: messenger RNA, 906 nt
Organism: Alternaria rosae
Lineage: Eukaryota; Fungi; Ascomycota; Dothideomycetes; Pleosporales; Pleosporaceae
Exons: 1
Coding region: 196-906 (236 amino acids)
Biological process (GO): mitotic sister chromatid segregation
Cellular component (GO): MIS12/MIND type complex; kinetochore
Source: RefSeq, a predicted model, not a curated record